Messenger RNA from Heterostelium album PN500, 2070 nucleotides. RefSeq lists its product as uncharacterized. Gene Ontology annotation, molecular function: protein binding. NCBI's taxonomy places the organism in Eukaryota, Evosea, Eumycetozoa, Acytosteliales, Acytosteliaceae. The transcript has 2 exons. The record is from RefSeq and is a predicted model, not a curated record. The coding region runs from base 1 to 2070 and encodes 689 amino acids.
AUGGAAAAAGAUAAAUUCUUAGAGAUAUUUAACAAUUGUGUUUUAAACACAUUAAUAUUCAAACAUGUUAAGAUUAUUAAUAAAAUAAUAGGUCGAUAUGUAGAAAUCGAUGAUUAUAACUAUGAUUGUAUCGUAUACAGUUGGUCAGAAGUAAUUAAGAAUCCACAGGUAAUGGCUGGUUACUCGUAUCUAAGAGAACUUAAACAGUAUUAUGCCGAUCAUUCUAUUUGUAAAUAUGAUAGUGACUAUGUUAAUGAUACAUUUAGAGCAGCAAUCAAAAGUGGAAACAUGGAGACGUUGAAAUAUUUGGUGGAGUUGGCCAAACCAAUAUCAGUAUCGUCGCUCAAAAUUCAAUUCAAUAGAAUCCUGUAUGAUGCAGCGGCAUUUGGAAAUUUGGAAAUGGUCAAACAUAUAUGUACAGAGUUUGCCAAGAAGGGAUUGGAUUUUUAUCCUGCAUUCACUAAAUCACCACUCUCUGGAGAUAUAGAAAUGCUCAAGUAUCUAAACGAGAAAAUGCUGGUGGAGAAUGACUAUCUGGCACAAUCAAAGAUUAAAAACGAGAGUCGUCAAAGAGAGUUAGACAAAGUUGAAGAAGAUUUUGUUUUUAAUAAUGCUGCAUUUAUGGGUCGAAUCGAUAUGAUUGAAUGGCUUUCUAUCAACAAACCGCAAGAAAAAUCAAAAAGCUUCUUGUAUUGUGAUGCAAUUAAAGGCGGACAACUCCAUGUAAUUCAAUAUCUCCUCGAUUUUAAUUCACAUGAUUAUGUGGGUACAUUGUUUGACCAUGCAAUCUUUUGUAAUCAAUUUGAAAUAGCAAAACUGUUACACGAAAACGAUAUAAUAGCAUCAAAAGGCACUCCAAUUGACCAUGCAGCAUUACAUGGAAAUAUCGAAUGUUUGAAAUGGUUGCAUGAAAAUACAACUAACGAUGUUUGUGUGGAAGCCAUGGACAAUGCAGCAAUCAACAACCAUUUAGAAGUUCUAAAAUGGUUACAACAACACCGAACUGAAGGUUGUAGUAAUGAUAUAAUGAAAAGUGUAUCUCGUAAAGGUCAUAUUGAAGUUGCACAAUGGUUAUUCGAGAAUCAAACCAAUGUUCUUCUAUCUCAAAGAUCAAUAGACGAAGCAAUUUACAAUGGUCAUUUUGAACUCGCCAAAUGGUUGUUUGAAAAGGGAAAAGUACGACCGAGUGUUGAGGCAACUGAUUAUGCAGCAAUCUUCAACCUCCCACAUAUUAUAGAUUGGCUACAUGAGAACGGUUUAGAUUCAUUUUCCACGAAUAUAAUGAAUGAAUUAUCAGAUAGCGGCAAUUUACAGAUGAUCAAAUGGUUUCAUGAGAAUCAUCCAAAUCUACCAUUUACAGAGUAUGACUUUUUACGUGCUAUCGGUAAUGGUGAUUUCGAAACAAUGAAAUGGAUGCGAGAAAACAGAACUGAGAUUUCAACUUUGAAAAAGCUCGAUUUGGAAAGUAUAAAUAAAGGCGAUGCAGAAACUAUCAAAUGGUUAUCGGAGAACUUUAAUAUGGAUUGGGACAAAGUGCUUGAAGAAGCAGUUAAAUCCCAUAAUUCAGUAGUAGUUGACGCAAUUAUCAAGCAGGGUCUCUCUACAGUGGAUGUCUUUGAUAAAGAUAGUGUGUUCAAUGACGAAUCAAUAGAGGAAUUGAUUACAGGAAUGCAUUUUCCACUUGUAAGAUGGCUCUAUGAAAAUAGAAGUGAUUGUCAAUGUACUCUACAAGGUUUUUAUACUGCAAUCAAAUCUGGACAAAUGGAUAUGAUCAAUUACCUCUUGGAGAAACAUCCAGAGUUUGGCAAUGAAAUAGAUUUAGAGGAUUCUCUUGAAUUUUAUUAUCAGAAUGAAGAUUUUGAAAUGAUUCAAUUCCUUUUCGACAAACUCCACUUCCAAUUGGAUGAACUAAAGGAAUUUCAAAAGAAGAUAAAUUCCUCGAAAGAGGUUUCCGAAAUUUUAAAAACACUUUUGAAUGACCAUGUUAAAAAGAAAUUCAAUUCAAAUAGAAUUGAAAUUAAGGAAAUUCAAGAGGAGCAAAGAAAAAAAAAGUUAAAAAUUGAAUAUUAA